UUUGUCGGUCCGUGAUGCCCAGUGUAAACAUUUUACUACAAGUCGUAUUAUUUUUAAAUUAACUGCUAUGGAAUCUUUAGUGGCCAACGUAGAACACUUUAAAUUCGAUAUAGAGGUCGCGUUGGAUGAGCAAUAUGGGGCUCUUCCACUGCCGUUUUCCGGAAUGGACAAAUCGACGGCGGCGGUGUGUCAGUUUUUCGGCACCGUCGGUUGUGCGAAGGGGCCCAACUGCCCGUUCCGGCACGUCAGGGGCGACCGAACCAUCGUCUGUAAACACUGGCUGCGCGGGCUCUGCAAAAAGGGGGACCAGUGCGAGUUUCUCCACGAAUACGACAUGACCAAAAUGCCCGAGUGUUAUUUUUAUUCGCGUUUCAACGCGUGCCACAACAAGGAGUGCCCCUUUCUGCAUAUCGAUCCAGAAAGCAAAAUCAAAGACUGCCCGUGGUAUGACAGGGGUUUCUGCAGGCACGGCCCGCACUGCAGACACCGGCACGUGAGACGGGUGCUCUGCACGAACUAUUUGUCUGGCUUUUGCCCGGACGGCGCCAAGUGCAAGUUCAUGCAUCCUCGAUUCGAAAUUCCUGCUCCGCCCGAUCAAAACAAGUCCGACCAGAAGAAGACGCCCGUUAUCAUUUGUCACUUUUGCGGCGAGCACGGCCACAAGGCGAUCCAUUGCAACAAGAUGAGCGAGCACCACCACAACAAAGAGCUGCAGCUCUUGGGGACCGAGGAGGUUAGGAAAGAUGGCGACAUACAAAACACAUUCAUUCAAAAGAUGAUGCCAAAGAGGCUCGAGGACGUGACGUGUUAUAAGUGCGGGACGAAGGGACACUACGCCAAUAAGUGUCCCAAAGGCCACCUGGCGUUCUUGUCGCAGAAACAGAAUAGUUCGGGUCUAAAUUCCACGUAAAAUGAAAGAAAUAUUUUUAGUGUUUUUUUAAAAUAAAUUGAAUAUAAAAUUGGAUGUACCAUUAAAUAAAACGACAAAUAAAUGGA
Molecule: messenger RNA, 996 nt
Organism: Cylas formicarius (sweet potato weevil)
Lineage: Eukaryota; Metazoa; Arthropoda; Insecta; Coleoptera; Brentidae
Gene: Cpsf4
Product: cleavage and polyadenylation specificity factor subunit 4
Exons: 2
Coding region: 68-910 (280 amino acids)
Molecular function (GO): zinc ion binding; RNA binding
Source: RefSeq, a predicted model, not a curated record